AUGACCGCAUUCGCGAAUGCCACCAUCACGGCAACUGGGCUUGCCAAGCUCAAUCAGACGCCGUUCUACUUUCAGGCGCAGCCCAGCGUCGUGCCCGGAAUCUCGGAUACCCACCUCUCCCUCGCGCUCCCCAUCGUCAUCUACUGGGUCACCUCGCUCUUCUACCACCUGCUCGACACACUCCAGCUCUCCUUCACAGAAAAGUACCGCUUGCAUGAGCCUGAAGAGGUCACCAAGCGGAAUCGCGUUGGCGUCACGCGCGUCGUCGUCAUGGUCGUCGUCCAGCAGAUCAUCCAGACCGUCCUCGGCCUCCUCCUCCUCGAUGACGACGUCGUAGGCCUCAAGCAGACCUUUGCCGACCAUCCAGCCAAGAUCACAAACAUCGCCGCCUUCCUCCGCUCCUCCACCGCUACGCUCGUAGGCCCCUCGUUGCAGUCGAGCGUCACCAAGCUGCUCUUCGGAAGCCAGGAUGCGCUCUCCGCCGCCUGGUGGCUCUACUGGUGGGGCAUCCCCAUCGCCCAGUUCUGGUUCGCCUUCUUCGUCAUGGACGCUUGGCAAUACAUGCUGCAUCGCCUCUUUCACGAAAGCCGCUUCCUCUACCGCCACUUCCACUCGCACCACCACCGCCUCUACGUGCCCUACGCCUUUGGCGCGCUCUACAACCACCCUGUCGAGGGUCUGCUGCUCGACUCGGGGGGCGCCGUCAUCUCGCAUGCCGCUUCCUUCAUGACGCUGCGCCAGGGCAUCCUUCUCUUCACCUUCUCCACGCUCAAGACCGUCGCAGACCAUGGCGGAUACGCCUUCCCCUGGUACCUCGAUCCGCUCCACCUCCUCUUUCCCAAUUGCGCAGAGUACCACGACGUGCACCACCAGAUGACCGGCCUCCGCUACAACUACUCGCAGCCCUUCUUUGUGCACUUUGACGUGCUCUUUGGCACGCGCAUCUCGGCGGAAAAGUUUCAAAAAAUGAAGAAGCUCGCAGAGGCAAAGCGUGCAGCCGAAAAGCAGCAGGCGAUAUCCCACGCCAACGGCAACGGCACGGCGAACGGCAGCGUCAACGGCGCCGUGGCCGAGAAGAAGCUCGAAGGCAAGGAUGCGUCUCCAGCCGAGAUCGUGGCCAAGACCAACGACCCAUUCACCACCAGCGACAACCAGUCGUAUGCAGCCAAAGCAGGCUCUUCAACAUAG
This is a messenger RNA of Moesziomyces antarcticus, 1188 nucleotides long. RefSeq names its product sphinganine C4-hydroxylase. The transcript has a single exon. Bases 1 to 1188 code for a protein of 395 amino acids. NCBI's taxonomy places the organism in Eukaryota, Fungi, Basidiomycota, Ustilaginomycetes, Ustilaginales, Ustilaginaceae. The record is from RefSeq and is a predicted model, not a curated record. Gene Ontology annotation, biological process: lipid biosynthetic process. Gene Ontology annotation, molecular function: iron ion binding; oxidoreductase activity.